AUGAUAGGCUACACGUUAAGACAUAAUGAAGAACUCCAUAGUCUCAUACUGGAAGGUAUGAUAGAAGAGAAACGCGGAAGAGGCAGGCCAAGAACAUGUUACAUAAGUCAAAUAAUUAAAGAUGCAAGAGUCGAUUCGUACAAACAACUCAAAGACAAAGCACAAGACAGAGAAUCAUGGAGAGAACAUUUAUUGUAGACCAAUCUACGGAUUGAAUACUAAAAAAUAAAAAAAUACAUCACAAAAUACCUACAGAAUUUUUCACUAAAACUAUUUUCAAAGUUGUUCACAUAAUAAAAAAUAAUAAUAAUAACAUCAUUAUAAAACCAAUUCAUUCAAUAGAGACCCAAAUUAUCACCCAAAAUAAUGUCUAAAGAAUAAUGUAUUUGAUAAUUUAUAUUUUUAAUUUGAUUAGAAAUUUCAAUAUUUUCUAAAUAAUUUAAUUCAGAAAUUAAUUUUUUAAAGGUCUGAACAUUUCUAAAUUCAUUUGUAUCGUAUGUUUAUGUAAUAAUACUAAAUAUAUAAAAUCAAAUGAGAAUGCCUGUUCUGAGAGAAUACAUAGAAUAGAAAAAUAUAAAGCACCAAGUUUUUGACUACCAGCAUGAGAUCCUAAAGGACAUUGACAAAAGAAAAUUGGAAAAAUUAUUUUUUUGGAAUUCAUAGAAAGUUUACUUUCUCAUACCUUAGAUCGAAUAAAAUUCGAUAUUAAAUUAUAAUUAUUUUUAGAAGUUAAAUUAUUAUAAUAAUACAUGAUUAGAUUAAAGAAAUUUGAAUGUUCUAUAAUUUUUUUGAGUAUGUCUCAUAUAGAUAUAAAAUAUAUACUGACAUAUUUAGAUUCCAAAACAACUGUCCAUUACUUAAUUUAUCGUUCACCUUAUGUCCAAUAAUAAUUGGACUUGGGCGUAUUAAAAUAUUAAUUUUGUUUAGUUUUUAAUCUUAAAUAUCCAGUCUCAAUGUUUUCAAAAAGAUUAAGCAUAUUAUUAAACAUUUCAGUUAUAAUAUUAUUUUAUUAUUAUAACUUUUAAGAGUUAAUAUUAUCAAUAACUUUACAUUAGAAUCACCAUUAUUAGAUGUUGUUGAAGAAACUUUAGAAAAGAAAAUAUCAUUUUGUGAUUUAAGAUGCCUUUUAAAUGCAUUUGAAUUGCUUAAAGUAUGGUAACAAUUAGGUUCUUUGUAUUUAAAUUCAGUUAUAUUAUUUAGAUCAUGAAAAAUUCUAAAUGAGAAAUUAAAAAGAGCUGAUACUGGGGAUGAAAGCGGCCACUGUUAUAGGUGAGAAGUUGAGAAGGUAGGAUACAUAAGGUUAUUUCAUUUAUAUCUGUAAGCAACGAUAAACCAUUGUUUGAUGAAAAACGAUUCCGAACGCAGUACAGUAAUACAUAAUUUCCGCGAUUUUCAUUUAAAUUUGAUUUCAGAACGCUAAUAAAAAAAAAAAAAAGUCGUCCAACGAUUUUGGACAUUUUACCACGUAAGACCAAUAUAAUUAUUAUUACUAAGUUUCAAGUCUCUAUGUAUAAUUAUAACCGAAUAAUAGCAAAAAACUUCCAAAAAUUAAAAUUCCAUAAAAGCUCAAAGCUUUUGGCGAUAAUAUCUUAAGAGAGUAAAUUAAAAAGGCAAAAAAAAAGUUAAUUUGUGAUUUUGCGAUGAGAAAACGUCGUUUGUGUUUUUAUAAAGUAAUGAAAUCGUGAAAUUUUAUGUUUUUCUAUGUUUUUUCCCCACUUAAGUGCUUUUAUUUAUAAAACGGCGUUGAAAAUCAAAAAAAAAAUAACCUCUCUACCAUCUAGACUACUUGAGCUUUCAGAAAAGUUGCUACCCGUAAAAAUCGAAGCAAGUUUACUGAAAAAAAACGUGUCACAGACUAGAUCAAUGAAAAAAAAAAAGAAAUAAACAUCUUAGUAAAAUUAAUAGUUUCCUCACUACACUCAAAAUCUAAAAUUUGAUUCUCUGGGUGGUACUUUAAAGAGGUCAUUUUUUGAAAUUCUCAUUAAUAUUCGAUAUAAUGAGGAAAACCUCGGUCUUUAGGUUGAAAAAAGGGUUACAUAGAAACUCCUACAAAAGUGACCUCUUUACCUGAAUUUAAAAUAUAGUGUAAACUACUACAUAAUCUCUUUUUACCUGCCAAAAAUAGAUGGUGUAAUCUUCUAUACAGAUCUUUUUAAAUUUUAGAUUCAGAGUGUAGAGAGGAAUGUAUAUUGGUUUUACAGUGUUGUUUAUUUGGGAUAGUUGUAUUUAAGUGGAAUACAACGUACGAUUUUAUGAUUUCAUUAUUUUAAAUAAACACACACUACAUUUCAUACUAGAAAUAGUUCUUUAAUGGAAAAAUGAUAAGAGACAUUUUUCGUUGCAUUUAAAUUCGUAGAGACUUACAAAUGUAAGAUAUUUAAAUGUAAAAUAAAAUUUAGUAAACAUAUUAAUAUAAGGUAUCGUAUUGGAAGUUCUCGAAUAUUUCGAUAAUGUCUACGUUAUUUCCAUAAAUUGAUAAUACAAUAAUAAUCUCUAUCUCUUAUUUUUGUAGUUUGUGACUGAUUUUUAAUUAAUUUACUUUUUACAACUUUACAACUAUCUAGUGUAGGAGUUAACAGCACCUGUUUUAGGAAUUAACACUAUGUCAAUAUAAGAGAUUACCUACUUUUGUAAGAGUUUACAAUAUCCCUCUAAAAAUGAUUGAAAAAUUAAAAAUAGAAUUGUCAUGAAAACGCACAUUGUUAUAAUCAUUUUACCAGGAUUAUGUGGCCCAAGAACUUGAUCGUGGAGGACAUCAUACUUCAACAUACACGCUACCAUUAAUUUGUCAAACAUUAAAACGGUAAGAUUUUCAUGAAAUUUUAAAUUAUGAACAUUAAUGUUUAUUAUUCUUAGAACAGUAUGAAGGAUUGCCUAUUGUUUUAGCCCAUCUUUGAAGAGACGACAACCCUUAAACAUUAAAAAUCAAAUGUAAAUAAUUUAAAAUUUAUAUAUACAUAUGGAAAGUAAUAUUUAUGGAUUUAUCCACCUGGAAAAGUAUAAUGGAGUUAAAUCUUAACAUAGAUGUAUACAUAUUUGUUUAAAUAUCUUAAAGUAAAAGCUUGAGAUAUUUCAUCCUUCGACCAAUCGACUCAUUUCGUUUUUUUCAUUAUUAUGUCCAGUUGAUUAGAUGAAAAAUUGAAGACAAACAUUGUUUUACUAUUGUUUCAAUAGUUUUUUCUUUCGUUUGAAAUAUCACUUUUACUUCUUCAGACAUUUAAUUUUAUGUUUGUUUUAAUAACAAAUUAGUUUUAUUUAAACUAUUAUUCUUCAAUUGAAUGUGCAAUUAUUUGAUUAUGAUUCGUACAAUUAUUUAUGCAGUAUUACAAUGGUAUAAAAUGUCAUACAAAAUAUAUAAUUGGAAAUACAGUAUUUAAAUUACUAAUUUAACAAAAUAACAAUUAUCAUAUUAACAUUUUAUAUUUUUUUUCAAGAAAUAAUAUGUACACAAAUUAAUUUAGAAAUUAUUUGAAAACAAUUGAAAACCUUAUAGGGACAUUAUUUGCUUUAUUUUUUUUUAUAAUAUAUAUAUAUAUAUAAAUCUUGUUUUAUAAUAAUAUAAAUAACUGAUGAAAAUAUCUCAGUAUUAUAAAUAUUUUUAUUUUAAUAUAAAUUAUUAGGUAUUACUCGUAACAUAUUAUAAUUAUUUACCUGUUUUAAUAAUUUUGCCUCGUUUUAUUUUUUCGAUUUGAAGCAGAAAAUGAUGGUCUACUAUCACAAGAGAAAUUCAAAUAAGAAACAACUCCUGGUAGUAGUCUUCUUUUAUGUUUGCAACCGAGAAGCAUAUCUUUAAAGUUAUGAACAGAAUCUUAAGAAUUAAAAUUAAUUGAACAAAUAAAUGUGCUGGAAUUCCAUGAAUCAGUUUUUUUGUAUUUCCUAACCCAAUGUCUUUGCACAUCAGUAUCUUUCGGAAACCUUUUAAUAAAUUAUUAAUAUUAAUUAAUAUAUCAAAUAUAACAUAUAGUGUAAAUUUCUACUAAUGUGCAAGUCGAUUUAUGUUUAUAGGUAGUAAAAAUUAUGAUCAAUAUUUUUUUUAUAAAUACUUACCGAUGAAACGAAAUAUUAUUCCCUUUGUUUUUCAUUUUCCCGGUAUAAUUUUUACAAGUAACCAUAGUACACACUGAUCCACCUUUGGAUACCAGAAUACGCCAUUGAACACCAAGAGAUAGAAAGAAAAUUUAAAAUAAAAAACAGAGGUCAAUUAACCAAAAUAAUGAAAAAUCGAUUAAAAAAUUUGAUUAACAAAACUUUCAGUAGUUACUAUAUAGCAUUGAUGUACUUAUGUAUAGAUGUUAAUGACUUUUGUAAAGUAAAAUGUUUUUUGUAAAAAACGAUAAACGUUAAAAACAAUAAAUAAUUGCUAACGAAAAAAACAAUUUUGAGCAGAGUUCAGUUAAUAGUGGUGCUUUGUCAACAAUAUCUAUGUCAUAUUAUUAUGAAAUAAUUAAAUAGGUAUUAUAUUUUUUCUUUAAUAAUAUUUGUUUAAUAUUGUAUACAUUUUCCCGUUUUUCACAUUUCAUAGGGAAACUCUCUGGAAAAUUGGAAAAUUACCUCCCUAAAGUACCUACUCAGGCAGAUUUCUUUUUAGUAGAAGUACUAUCAUUGUAAAUUGGAGCAAAAUUGCUGGUAAAAAAUAUGUACAAAGAAAAAAAAAUCGUAAUAUUUUACUUAUAUAUUUCCUACAUUUUCCCGUCGUUUUCGGUUUUCCACAUUUGUUGAGAAUACUCCUCAGAAAAUCGAAAAAUUACCUCCCUAAAGUACCACCCCAAAAAAAUUUCCUUUCAGAAAAGAAUCUACAUCGUAUACAUUGGAGUACCUACUUUCGUAAUUUUUUCUGUUUUUCCUCCGUUUCUCCUUCGGUUUUUCACAUUUAUUGAGAAAACUUCUGAGAAAAUCGAAAAAUGACCUCUUUAAAGUACCUUCCCAGUUCCUAGUCAGAUUUCCUUUUAGAAUCUAAAAUAAUCAAUGCAAACAACGAGAAAAAUGCGUAUAGUCUGUAUUGCAGUAGUGUACGCCGUAUGGCAGCUGUACGACAAUAGCGUCACUGAAUCAUUAUUCCCACUACUACUUUUGAAAAUUUCGGAAUGCUAACCUACAAAAUUCCAGAUAAUACCGAUAAAUGAUAAAAGCCUAAAACCGUAUAUUCUAAAUCCAUAUUACCUAUUUAAAUACUAAAUUAAUAUUACUUCAAUAUAUCUGAGACCUUUGGCCCUAAAAUUUCUUGGGCCACAUAAUCAAAUGGUACGUGGCAUUACUUCAACUUGAAAACAACUUGUCACGAUUGAUUUUUACACAAAAAUGUUAAAUCAAUAUUGUUUAAUAUUAUUCAAGAACUUAAUCAAAUAGGAUAUACAGUUAUUUGUUGUAUUUGUGAUUACGGUAGUGGUUGUGGAACGAACUUAGGAAUUAACUAUGAACAAUCUGUGUUCCAUAUUCCUAGUGGAAGAAAAAUUGUUUGUAUUCCAGAACCACCUCAUCUAUUAAAACUUACUCGUAAUUGGUUGUUGGAUAAAGGUUUCUACUUAUAUGAUACAGUAAUUACCAAAAACCACUGAAACCAUUAGUUUCACUAAUGUCAGCAGAAUUUAGUGUGUGUUACAAAUUAAGUUCAGAUCAUUUUACAUGUGAAAAAUUACUAAGACAAAAGGUGAAACUGGCAAAUCAACUUUUGUCACAUACAACAGCAACAGCAUUGAAGCAUUACAAGCUUAUUUAAAACAUAAAAUUCAAUGAUGAUACAGCUAAUUUUAUUGAGUUGAUAAUUAAUUGGUUUGAUCUGGUAAAUGUAUAUCAACCAAAUAAUAACCAUCACCGUUUAAAGCACAAUAUGGUACAUUUUUGGAGGAACAAGAUUCACUUUUUAAUGAAGUAUACAAUACAAUUUUUACUAUGAGGUUUAAGGGUAAAAACUGUCUUCAAAUGUAUCAAAAAGGGAUACAUUUUAAUAUAUAUUAAUGGAACUCGGUACCUUCUUAAAAUUUUAAAAGAAUACGAUCUGAAUUACUUAUUAACAAGUAAAAUUAAUCAUGCAUUAGUAUACUUUAAUAUGCUUUAUAGAAUUUAUUUUCACAGGUCAGAUCUAGAGGAGGGUUAAAUGAUCAUCCUACCCCAUCAAAUGUAUUAUAUAGAUUGAGGAUGAGAGUUUUGGGAAAAAAUCCUGUCAUUAUUUGUAAUUCAAAUACAUAUGACAAGAAUAACGAGGAAUUUUUACUGUCAAAAGUAUUAAGAAAAGCAGAGAUAAUCAUAAAUGACGAGGAAAAAUGUGUAAGUGAUACAAAUGAUAGUAGUGAUAAUGAAACAUUAAAUACAUCAAAUAAACGCAAAGAACAAUACCAGAAUUAA
Cinara cedri is the source of this 6342-nucleotide messenger RNA. NCBI's taxonomy places the organism in Eukaryota, Metazoa, Arthropoda, Insecta, Hemiptera, Aphididae. The record is from the annotation of a GenBank genome assembly.